Chlamydomonas reinhardtii is the source of this 1434-nucleotide messenger RNA. RefSeq lists its product as uncharacterized. Gene Ontology annotation, molecular function: ATP:3'-cytidine-cytidine-tRNA adenylyltransferase activity. Bases 137 to 1015 code for a protein of 292 amino acids. Gene Ontology annotation, biological process: tRNA 3'-terminal CCA addition. The transcript has 5 exons. Lineage: Eukaryota; Viridiplantae; Chlorophyta; Chlorophyceae; Chlamydomonadales; Chlamydomonadaceae. The record is from RefSeq and is a predicted model, not a curated record.
GGCCCAGAACCCCGCAGCCCUCCACGACCAGGUCAGCUACGCCACUUCCCCGCGUGUCAUCUGCUGACGUUCGCAGGUCCGCACUGCCCUUGGCACCAAGAUUAGCAAGGAGCGUGUCGGCACGGAGCUGGAGGGCAUGUUUAACGGCCCGGCCCCCGUGGAGGCCGUGCGGCUGCUGCACCGCCUGGGUCUGUUCCCCACAGUGUUCGCGCUGCCUCCCCCUCUGGACGCGCGGCUGGGCACCGGCUACGGCGGCCCGUGCGUCACCACCAUGGCCGCGGCGGACGCCAAUGCGCGGGCGCUGGGACUGGAGAUGGACAAGGAGGAGCGGCGCUUCCUGCUGCUAGCGGCGCUGCUACUGCCGCUGCGGGGUCUGCAGCACCAGCCGCCCAAGGGCAAGCCGGUGCCUGCUACUGCCGCCCUCAUCCGUGACGCGCUCAAGUGGCGCGUCAAGGACAUUGAGAUGAGCGCCGCCCUGGCUGAGGCGGCGGUGGAACUUGCGGCGGCGCACGCCGUGCUCGUCAAGGGCGCCGCGGAAGGCCAGGCGGCGGCGGCGGAUGGUGGCGCGGAGCCGGACGUCCGCAUCAUGCUGGGGCAGGUCAUACGCAAGCUCAAGCAACACUGGAAGCUGGGCGUCGCGCUUGCUCCAGUGGUGCUGACGCACGCCGCCGAGCCACUGGGCGUGGCGGGCGGCUCGGGCGCUGUGGCGGCGGCGGAGACGGCGGACGGCGAGGGCGAGCUGUCGGCGGCGGCGGAGGAGGCGCGGCUGGAGAUGGCCCGGGCGCUGCUGGCGGCUGUGGAGGCGUAUGGGCUGUCCGAGUGCUGGACGUGGAAGCCGCUCAUGGACGGCAAGAAGGUGAUGACGCUGCUGGGCUGGUCCAAGCCGGGUCCGGAGCUGGGCAAGGUGCUGGCCGCUGUGGUGGACUGGCAGCUGCAGCACCCAGCAGGCAGCCUAGCGGAGGCGGAGGCCAUGGUGCGACUGCGCUUCGGCGCGGACUGCGCGGCCGAGGUGUGAGCGCGCGCGACAGCGCGAGAGCGCGUGAGCGCGUGGGCGGGCAGCGGGUAGCGGGAUUGGGUGCAGAGGCGGUUGACACAAAUGAGAGAGCGUGGGCGGUUGUCCUUGCGAGGUUGUGGCUCGGCAUGAGCGGCGGGUUGUGUUGAACACUGCACCUGAGGGGCUUCGUGGUUGGGCAGGAGGCGGGCGACUGCGCAAUGCUGUUCCUGGCCCUACCGAUGUACCAGGAUAAUUCGGCCUAAGCCCAUGCCAUAUACGACGUUGAAGGCAACCAGAUGGCACAUUCGCAUCUUUGAUAUCCAGGUGGUGCAGCGGUCCAGGCGCUGAGGCCGGACGCCCCCAGAGCAAGGUCGCGGGCUGCUACUUGCUAUAACAGGAAGCUGGCCUGGCUCUGCACGGCUCUGUAACGCAGCCUCAGA